This is a messenger RNA of Alternaria burnsii, 3216 nucleotides long. RefSeq names its product glycosyltransferase family 39 protein. Gene Ontology annotation, biological process: transmembrane transport; protein O-linked glycosylation via mannose. The transcript is spliced from 7 exons. Bases 1 to 3216 code for a protein of 1071 amino acids. The record is from RefSeq and is a predicted model, not a curated record. Gene Ontology annotation, molecular function: dolichyl-phosphate-mannose-protein mannosyltransferase activity. NCBI's taxonomy places the organism in Eukaryota, Fungi, Ascomycota, Dothideomycetes, Pleosporales, Pleosporaceae. Gene Ontology annotation, cellular component: endoplasmic reticulum; membrane.
AUGGCGGCUAUCGCGCCCGUUAUCAGCAGCUUUUCGCUCAUUUUUGGAGGAUGCUGUGCCAAUGUUUACUGCUUGGAAGCGAUAGUAAAACAGGAGCCUGAUAGUGGUUUACUCAUCACGCUCUUCCAAUUUGUGUUUACAUGUCUAUCAACAUUGCAUUACCAGUUCGACCCAAACGGUCGCUACUUUUUGAGGAGCUCGCCGGUCCCUUUCCGAAAGUGGUGCGUCAGCGCUGCGUUGUUCUUCACAGUCAACAUGUUAAACAACUGGGCGUUUGCUUUCAAUAUCUCCGUCCCCGUUCACAUCAUCCUCAGGAGCUUUGGUAGUGUGACUACCAUGGCGGCUGGAUGGCUUCGUGGCAAGAGAUACACUCCUUUACAAGUCUUCUCGGUUGCAAUUCUGACGCUAGGCGUCAUGGUAUCCGCAUGGGCAGAUGCGCAAUCGAAGGGCAAGAAUAUGGAGGCCUCGAGUUCCGACGGGUCCAACUCGUCGCUUCAAGCUGGUCUCGCCAUCCUACUUAUUGCUCAACUGCUCUCUGCAUGGAUGGGAGCCUAUGUCGAAGACGUUUAUCGCGAGCAUGGCAAGGACUGGCAGGCCAAUCUCUUCUACUCCCACCUGCUGUCUAUUCCGUUUUUCGCGGGAUUCACCCCAGUUUUGACCCAACAGUUUAAGCGCCUACAGGCAUCGCAGUCAUUCGAGGUGCCACCCAAGGUGGCCGAAAGCCUUCCGCCACUCGUCAACAGUAUCUUGGCCUCGACAUCGCAGCACGUCAUCUACCUUACCGCCAAUGCCCUGACGCAACUACUUUGCAUCACUGGCGUCAACAUGCUUAGUGCAAACACAUCUGCGGUUACUGUUACGAUAGUUUUGAACAUCAGAAAACUGCCCACCAUGUCUUCACCUGCUGGUAGCGUCCGCCAGCGCCCAGGCAAGGACAAAAAGCGAGGAGCCUCACCAAACCCAGAAGCUCUCGCCGAAAAGAUGUCGGAGAAGGUCGCCAAUGUUGUCGAGAAGGCCAAACCAUACAAGCCGGCCCAAGUCCAGCAGGGCAAAGAGUGGGAUUACAAGCUCGCCAUCGCAAUAAUGACCGUUCUGGCCUUCGUCACGCGCUUCUGGGGGAUCAGACAUCCCGAUCAGGUUGUGUUUGAUGAAGUGCACUUUGGAAAGUUCGCUUCGUACUACCUGCAACGAACCUACUUCUUCGAUGUCCAUCCUCCUCUCGGAAAGCUCCUCUUUGCCCUCGCUGGCUGGCUCGUCGGAUACAAGGGUGACUUCCUGUUCGAGAACAUUGGCGAUUCCUACAUCACCAACAAGGUCCCCUACGUCGCAUACCGCGCCAUGCCCGCCUCGCUCGGUGCUCUUACUGUUCCCAUUGUCUUCAUGAUCAUGUGGGAAUCCGGCUAUUCGCUACCCGCCUGCAUCACUGCCGCCGGUCUUAUGCUUCUUGACAACGCCCACAUUGGUCAGACGCGUCUGAUCCUCCUCGAUGCUUCGCUCAUUUUCUUCAUGGCGCUCUCUGUGCUAUCUUACAUUCGCUUCUACAAAGAGCGACACGUUCCUUUUGGACGGAAAUGGUGGAAGUGGCUCCUUCUGACUGGCAUCAGCCUGAGCUGUGUCAUCUCCAUCAAGUACGUUGGUGUCUUCACUUUCUUCUCUAUCGGUGUGCCGGUCAUGAUUGACCUUUGGGACUUGAUGGAUGUCAACCGACGACAGGGAGCCUUGACUCUGGCCGAGUUUGGCAAACACUUCGCCGCCCGUGCUGUUGGCUUGGUCAUCGUUCCCUUCUUCCUAUACCUUUUCUGGUUCCAGGUGCAUUUCGCCAUUCUCACUCGAUCUGGACCUGGUGACGACUUCAUGACUCCGGAAUUCCAGGAAACUCUAAGCGACAAUGUAAUGAGCCUCCAGUCUGUUGGCAUCAACUACUACGAUUCCAUCACCAUUCGCCACAAGGAGACCAAGGUCUAUCUUCACAGCCAUCCCGACCGCUACCCGCUGCGCUACGACGAUGGACGUGUCUCUUCGCAGGGACAGCAGGUUACUGGGUAUCCUCACAAUGACACCAACAACCACUGGCAGGUCCUUCCUUCAAGGCCUUUGUCAAGUGAAGUCGGUCAACGCGUCAAGGUCGGAGAUACCAUCCGUCUUCGCCAUUUGAUCACAGACACCAUUCUCCUGACACAUGACGUUGCUUCUCCUUACUAUCCCACCAACCAAGAGUUCACGACUGUGAACAAGGAAGAAGCAGCUGGCACACGUUACAACGACACUCUCUUCGAGCUGAAGGUCGACAAGGGCAAGGGCGAUUUCAAGACCAUGUCAACUCAUUUCAAGCUAGUUCACGUGCCAACAAAGGUUGCCAUGUGGACCCACACUAAGCCUCUCCCUGACUGGGCCUACAAGCAGGCUGAGAUCAAUGGCAACAAGGCUGUCCAACAAUCCAGCAAUCUCUGGUAUGUGGAUGACAUUCCAUCCCUUCCUGCUGAGGACGAGCGCAACAAGAAGGAGCCCAAGCAGGUCAAGCACUUGAGUUUCCUCCGGAAGUGGGUUGAGCUCCAGCGCGCCAUGUUCCACCACAACAACGCCUUGACUAGCUCGCAUCCAUAUGCAUCUCAACCCAUUUCCUGGCCUUUCCUGCUUCGCGGUGUAUCUUUCUGGACCCACAACGAUACUCGCCAACAGAUUUACUUCCUGGGUAACCCUGUUGGAUGGUGGCUUGCUUCCUCGCUCCUUGCUGUCUUUGCUGGCAUCAUUGGUGCCGAUCAACUAGCUCUCCGCCGUGGCAUGGAUGCCCUUGACGAUCGCACUCGCUCUCGUCUUUACAACUCCACUGGAUUCUUCUUCCUUACCUGGGCUGCCCAUUACAUUCCCUUUUAUAUCAUGGGUCGUCAGCUCUUCUUGCAUCACUACCUCCCUGCACAUCUCGCAUCUUGUCUAGUCACUGGCGCGCUAGUAGAAUUUGUAUUCUGCAUUGAACCUCAGGAUCCCGAGAUGCCGGCCUCUGCCAAGGGUCACCGCCGCACUCGCUCACGUCCUGUUCGCGAACGUGUUGCUACUUCCAGCCUGGCGGGCAGCUGGAUCGCCUGUGGCGUCAUCCUUGCUGCCGUCUUCUGGUGCUUCCUCUUCUUCGCACCGCUCACGUACGGUAGCCCGGGUCUUACUGUUCCUCAAGUUCAGUCAAGGAAGUGGCUCGGCUACGACUUGCACUUUGCUAAAUAG